CAAAAAAAAAAUCAUACGCGCAUUACUUACGCUACUUCACAUUAUUAUCAUCAUCAUCAUUCAUUAUUCAAUUUUAACGAUAUUUUUACUUAGAAAAGAAAAGGAGAAAUAGAGAAGUGGAUCAGUCGGUGCUUGUUUUUCCAUCCAAGACUGUGUGCUUCAUAAAAAAAAAUUUAUCAGAUUAUGAAGAAUAAAAUGGAAAGGCGACAAAUGACUAUUUAAGCGUAUUCAGUGACUUCGAUCUAAAGGAAAGAAGCGACAACAAAAAAAGUCACAAAAAAAUAUUAAUUUGGAAUUAAAGAAGAGAAAUGCUCUGUGGUGUAUUGGAUUCACAAGAAAGAUGCUUUUAUGGCAUUUCUAUAGUCUUUUUAUUAUUUUUUGUCUCCACAAAUUCACAUAUUCACAGUCGGCAAUAGAGUGCCCACAACGACAAUGUAGGUUAGCAUUUAUGUGCUGGCUUGAAGGAGGUAAUGCGGUUCAAGGAUGUGGAUAUAAUUCAUGGUUAUAUUCAUGUUGUAUGAAAGGAAGUGCCCAACAGCAGUCGUCAACGAAAAUUUCACAAUUAUCAAAACGCAAGCGACAGAAUGACGAAAGAAAUGUACAGAAAAAAUUAUCAAAGCGACGUUAUGAUACGUCUGAAGCACACUUAGUGACACAACCAAAUUGUGGGAUUCCAAGAACGCCGAGUAAUACACUUCAGAAGAGAAUUAUUGGAGGGCGUCCGGCGUAUUUUGCAGAAUUUCCAUGGCAGACGCAUAUCAGAAUUAAAGAAUUUCAGUGCGGUGGAGCUCUCGUCUCAAGACGAUUUAUCGUAACCGCAGGACAUUGUAUUUCGAGAGCAAAGUUACGAGACAUUGUCGUAUAUCUUGGUGAGCUUGAUACUCAAGAUUCAGGCUUUGUCUUUGAACCACUGCCAGCAGAGAAGCACACGGUUAUACAAAAGUUCAUUCACCCAAAGUUCAGAUUUCGUCUUACUCAGCCUGAUAGAUUUGAUGUUGCUGUCAUGAAGUUAAAGAAGGCUGCGGGGUACAAAACCCACAUCCUUCCAAUCUGCCUACCAACCGUACCAUUUGACAUUACCGGCAAGUGGGGAAACAUCAGCGGAUGGGGAAAGAUAUCACAAGAACAUGGACAUACAGGCACCAAUAUUUUAAGAACCGCUGCAGUUCCAAUAAUAUCAAAAAGUGAAUGCAUCAAAUGGCAUCAAAAGAAGAAUAUUGUUGUUGAAUUAUUUGAUGAACAAUUCUGUGCUGGUUACAAGAAUAAGACGAUUGAUGCGUGUCUUGGGGAUAGUGGAGGUCCUUUAACAAUUGUUCAGAACGGACGAUACUAUUUACUAGGAAUAACAAGCGCUGGCUUCGACUGUGCAAGACCUCUCCAACCUGGCAUCUAUCACAAUGUACAAAAAACCUAUAAAUGGAUACAAAACAUAAUUUAUAAGAAUAACAAUUAACACGGUUCAAUAAUCAAAUAAACUUUCAUCACUUACUAUUAAACCAUAA
Messenger RNA from Chironomus riparius, 1502 nucleotides. NCBI's taxonomy places the organism in Eukaryota, Metazoa, Arthropoda, Insecta, Diptera, Chironomidae. The record is from the annotation of a GenBank genome assembly.